Trichoderma atroviride IMI 206040 is the source of this 4554-nucleotide messenger RNA. RefSeq lists its product as uncharacterized. NCBI's taxonomy places the organism in Eukaryota, Fungi, Ascomycota, Sordariomycetes, Hypocreales, Hypocreaceae. Gene Ontology annotation, molecular function: chromatin binding; transcription cis-regulatory region binding; RNA polymerase II general transcription initiation factor activity. Gene Ontology annotation, cellular component: transcription factor TFIID complex. Gene Ontology annotation, biological process: transcription initiation at RNA polymerase II promoter. The record is from RefSeq and is a predicted model, not a curated record.
AUGGAAGACCAGGCGUUAUCGCAGCAUCCCCUGCUAGACGGGCGAGAUGGACUACCUCCCAUCGAGGACCGGCCGGUGCUCGGAUACUUCGUUAUCAAGCAGGAGGUCAGCCUUGAGGUCAACUUUCGAGAUCGACGCAUCGAUGGCACGACAGACAUUUUCAUAGUGACUUUUACGGAUAGGGCUUCUGAAGAAAUCCUUCUCGAUGCUGCGCAGUGCGAAAUCGAUACAGAUAAUAUUACGCUUACCGAAAUGCGAGAGGUACAAGGAGAGCCUGUUGAAGGGCAGAAGCGCAAGGUGACGGCCGAAUACCGCGAUCCGUACCAGAAGCUAGCGCACCCCAAGGGCUGGAACUGGCGGGCUGACCAUCAUGAUCUCCGCCGUAUCCGCGCUCGUUCAGUUUUCCAUAGCCGCAGGACCGACGUGCACGCCGAAAAUAGAGAAUUCGAGGGUUGUACGCCCGUCUACGGCUCGUUGAAGGUGAAUCUUCGCAGCAAAGGAGAGCAAGAACGCCCGAGGUUGAUCAUCAGAAAAUCGACACUGAACUUGGAUAGUCUGGAAAAGACUCACAAGCAAUUCAAGAUUACCGUGCCGUUUACAAACAAAAACCCAAGGGAUGGCCUGCAUUUUGUUGGCGUCGACCCGCUGGAUAACCGGUUUACGCACAUGUAUACUCGCCAUUCAAUCCAGCCAGGAACCGCGUGCUGCAUUUUCCCCUGCGUCGACGAUCAUGGGGCCCGGUGUGAUUGGAGAAUCUCCAUCAAGUACCCCCGGACUCUUGGCGAUGCCCUUCAACAGGCUCUUGCAACGCAACAGGAUGGUCCAUCCCACAACGGUGUUGAGAAGUCUCAAGUCGAUGGCCAUGAUCUUCACUUCAAGCUGGCCGAAGAAGAUAAGCUGCGGGAAAUGUCCGUGGUCUGCUCUGGUUUCUUAAUGGAAGAGACCACAGACCCCGACGACGACCACAAGAAGAUUAUGAUAUUUGAGCCAGAGAAGCAAGUCUCGGUACAAAAGCUUGGGUUUGCCAUAGGCCCCUUUGAGCAUAUCAACCUCUCUUCGGAGUCACGAACUGAAGAAGAUGAAGUGAAGCUCGGGAUGAGCGCACUGAAAAUCCAUGCAUACUGUUUGCCUAACCGGGCAGACUGGGUUCGCAAUACUGCUGCGGCUUUGACCAUGGCUGCUGAUUUCUUUACGUACACAUUUGCUAAGUACCCCUUUGGCAAUUUCAAGCUAUGUUUCCUCGACGACAUGGUGGAGGACACAACGGUGCUGCAUUCCCUGGCUUUUAUCAGCAACCGACUCCUGUACCCCGAAGACAUCAUCGAUCCAGAAAUUGAGACGACAAGGAAAAUUGUUUACACUCUAACAUCUCAAUGGAUAGGGAUCAACAUGAUCCCGAAUACGCGAAACGAUAUGUGGCUUGUGAUUGGACUAGCCCAUUACAUGACGGAUUUAUUUAUGAAAAAGCUUUGCGGUAACAACGACUAUAGGUUUCGGAUGAAAAUGUUGGCGGAUAAGCUUGUAGAGACUGAUAUUGGCCGACCGUCUCUAUCGAAUCUUGGUCAUAGUCUCCACCUUGGCGAAUUUGAGAUGGAGUUCAUGGCCUUGAAAGCACCCAUCGUGUUUUUUAUUCUCGACAAGCGGCUCAGCAAAGCAUCUGGUGGCCACGGAUUGACUCGCAUCCUCCAGAAACAGCUGACCAGGGCUCAGAUUGAAAGCAGUGAUAAAUUUCUCAUUCUUGACUCGGAAAAAUUCAGAGCCACAUGUGAGAAAGCUGCCAAAUACCGCCUCGAAAGCUUUUGGAAUCAGUGGGUAUAUGGCUCAGGCUGUCCGAGAUUCGACGUCAAGGCUAAAUUCAAUAAAAAGAGACUCUGCGUGGAGUUGAUGUUGAUACAGACACAGCAGCAAGCUAUCAAAAAGACCGAGCUCAGUAAAGAUGAAUUCUUUCGAGCUAUCAAAGAACGAAGGGCGGAUCUUAAGAUUGGUGAAGCACAGCCAUUGUUCACUGGACCCAUGACUAUCCGGAUUCAUGAAGCCGAUGGCACCCCUUACGAGCAUAUUCUGGAGAUUCGAGAGGAUGCUGCGCGUUCUACAAAAUUCGAAAUCCCUUACAAUACAAAAUAUAAGCGAUUAAAGAGGACGCGCCGCAUGAAAGAGAAGCACAACGCAGGCGCAAGUAUGGAGAUACCUGAAAAUACUGAUGAUGCUCUACUCUACUGCCUCGGAGACGUCCUACAGAGCCCAGAGGAUCUCCGCGACUGGGAGCUGAUAGAAUGGGACCCAGAAACCGAACGGAAAAUGGACCAAGAGUCAUACGAGUGGAUUCGCGUUGAUGCCGACUUCGAAUGGGCGUGUAGCAUGAACAGAACUCUUGAGCCAUACAUGUAUGUGUCUCAACUGCAGCAAGACCGGGACGUGGUCGCCCAGCAAGAUGCCAUGUUGUAUCUGUCGACCGGCCCCCUUCAUCCGAUUGCCUCUGGAUUCCUUGUGCGAACACUUGUUGAUCGUCGUUAUUUCCACGGCAUCCGGACCAUGGCAGCGAAAGCCCUGACCAGGCAGGCCAACAUCAAGGACAUUCCGAUGCUGGGACUCCGGCAGUUGAUGCGGGCUUUUCGCGACAUGUUCUGUUAUGACCAAACAAACCAGCCUCUUCAAAACGACUUCUCUGACAAGAGACAGUACAAUGUCCGGUGUUCAAUUAUCAGAGCCAUCUCUGAGGUUAGGGAUGGCACAAAUUACUGUCCAUUCGAGGCCCGACAGUUUAUUUUAGACCAACUGCUCUUUAAUAACAACGAGAACAACCCGUAUUCUGACCAUUACUACAUAGCUUUGCUGGUUGAAGCGCUGGCUACGUCGCUUAUUCCUGCUCAGGCAGACGAAUGGUUCAAGCGACAAGUCAAAAUCCCCACCGAAGAGGAACGCCGGUUUCUUGAGGAGGCAAUGGAGCAAAUUGAACGAGUUCUCAGACGUGAUGACUGGACGCAUUCGUACCAGAAUAUUUGGACCAUUGCAGGUUUGGAUGCGAAGCAGCGCCUCAUGAAAGCAGAAGUGAUACCCAUCAACUACGCUGAAUUUGGCCAGUAUCUGCUGGAUGGAACAAACGAUUUAAUUCGCAUCAAGUGUUUUGAGGCUCUAAUCGAUCUUGGGGCACUGAUGGACCCGACAGUGUUCACUUUCCUGUUCUACUCUUUGAUGACGGAUCGAUCACCCUUUGUUCGUGACAAACUUAUUCAGGCGGUGGCCCGGGGUCUUGCUGCGAUUGCAUUCGGCGAACACUCAAAGGCUGUUAAGAAUGAGCCUGCCCAGGAUGAGGCGGAUGCAUUGCUGCUUAUCCAAGACAGUGCCGAGGAAGUUGCUGCCAGAAAGGAAAAGUUUGCUCGAAAAGAAAAUCUAGACGCUGCGCUGAAAGCUUUGAGGAAGGAAAUGGAAGAGACGUAUAACGGUGAUGAGAGGCAUUACAGCACCGCCAUGCGUAAGGCGCUGGACCACCCUAGUCUUGGGCGGGCUGAAAUUGCAUCGCUGCUUGAUUUGGCAGCUAUGAUGUUUGAGGAGGCGAGAAGCUGGGUGCUCACGCUCAACUUGCCCAAGGGCUGGAAGGUGGAGCGCCCUGUGGUUCAGCUUUCGGACCGACUUAUGGUGAACUUCAAGUCUUAUUAUAAGACCAAGUUGAAGAAUGCAGUGCCUGUGCCAGCACCACGAACUCCUGCGCCUGAGGUUAAGCUGCCACCUCCUUUGCCAAGAUCAUCAUCUAUCAAGAUCAAUACAAAGGCCGCGCAGCCGCCGCAGCCGCAGCCACUCUCACAGCCAUUUCAACCUGCGCGACCUGCAGCUGUUCCCAAGCCAACGCCUCCUGCAGACACCAUAGUUGCGGCUCCAGGGGUCUCUCGUCCUUUGAAUGGCACUAACUCGCUUCUGAAAACUGGCGUCAAGCUCGAAUCUCAAUCAGGAGUACUGGCCAAACGGCCUCGGCCAGAAAAGGGCGAUCAAGUGUCAACACCAAAGAGACCCAAAGUGGAAGGACCGUCAUCGAGCUUCGAAAGGAUCACUGCUCUUCCAAAGAAGCGGCGCAUCGUCACUCUCAGAACAUCCAAUCCAAAGCGACUCGCUGUCAUUCUUGGUCAUACAAAGACUCUUUCUUCUAUUCCUAGCAGGACAGCUUUACCUUCUGCGGCUCCCAAGGAACAGCCGGCACUCGGCUUGGCCAAGGAUAUCAAUGCUUUGAAGCCUGCGCGCAAGCCGCUGCCUUCUGGAGACAUAGUUAGGAAGCCCUUGCCAAUGGGUGGAUCGUCUUCGAGCCUCUCGAGCCUUGGAGGUUCUCCGACGACGACUAGUAAGAUUUUUGCGAAGCAUCGUCCCCCCAUGCCUGGGCCUAAAGCGCCUAGCAAAUCCCCCAGCAAGUCUCAGUCUCCGAGCAAGUCGGCUACUCCGCCGGUGCCCAGUCAACCAGCGGCAGCAGCCCCGGCACCUGUUCCAAGCGCACGUCCCAAGAUCAAGAUUAUCAGAAAGCCCCAGCCAACUCAGGCUCCUCCUGCGCCAUGAAGCAGAGUUGCCUGU